GCCGCUCGCGUCAGUCGUUGCACAGCUAAGUACGCAGACGCACCAGCAGCAGCCGCCACCGCUCGGACAGUCAUCAGCCGCACGCUCCUCAGCUCGUCCUCCUCCAGGCGAGCCCCAGCACUGUGCUCCGAGGCCCGAGGUCGCGACAGAUUAGUAUUUCGCUAUAUUUCUUAGAAUAAAUAAAUCAUGUCUGACGACAAUUCAGUUGUUGUUGAUGAUCAAAAAAAGAAGAGAGGCCGACAAGCUAAGACAGAGAAAAAUGCAGUAAAAGAACCCAAAAAGAGAGGUCGAUCAGCAGCAGAAAAGAAUAGUACUGCAAGAGGAGGAAAAUCUGAUAAUGAAGAUGAUGCGCCAGAAGUACCGGCAAAGAGGGGGCGUGGAAGGCCAAAGGGAUCUCACAAGAAGAAGCCCAGUGCAGCAAAAUCAUCCGGACGUGGCCGUGGACGACCUAAAAAGGUAGAAGAAAAACCUGAAAGCACUGGUGAAGAAGAAGACGAACAAGAGGAGGAGGAAGAAGAAGAAGAAAAUUGAACAAGAGAGAUUAUUGCUCGGGAAAAUUUUUAACACAAGCCCUUUCUCUAUUUUCUCUCUUUCGACGACGUCAACGACGACAACUCACACUCAAGUCCUUUGAAUUUUAAGUUUUUUUUUUAAUAAUAAUACUUAGACUGAAAAAUCGUAAUUAGGCCCUCUUCAUCCCCUUUUAAUGACUACAGUUUGUUCAAAUCCUAUUUUUAAAGUACAGAAAAUAAAGAAUCGUUAGAAAGGGAAAGAUCGCCAAAAAUAUGAACAAAUUAAUAAAAUUAAUAUCCAUUGAGUUGGAAAGCGUCGAAAUUAAAAGAAAAAAAAAUUGUAGAAAUCAGGACUGAACGCAAAUGUGUAGUAUAAACUAUACAGCGACAUGUAUUUCUAUAAAAUAAUUUUAUUCCAAUCCAAUAAUCCGAUACUGGAAAUAUAGUAAAUUUGUGGGUAACCAUUUACAAAAUUGACCAGGCUCAAAGGCAAGUCUCAAUCAAAUGUUUUCGAUUUUAUUUAAAUGAAUAGAGUAGAAUUUUAUUGUGCACUUUCUCCUUUCUCCGUCUGUACUGUAUAUGGUGUAUCAUUACUUCAUAAGCUCAUUAUCUUGACUCUUGUGCAAAUUGAAUCCAGCCAAGUUUAAGGAAUUAAAGUUACAACAGUGAAUGAUGCUUUGUGUAUGUCGCGGAUGCAAGAAAGAACUUUUUUUUAUUACUAUAUGAAAAGUAAAUAAUAAAAAAAGUCCUAUUUCUAUGCAAACAUAAUUUGAGUGAGUGUCAAAUUUGUAUUAAAGUAAAUAAAUUCGCAGAAUACAUCUUGUGACUAA
This is a messenger RNA of Ceratosolen solmsi marchali, 1342 nucleotides long. It is a transcript of the gene D1, whose product is annotated as D1 chromosomal protein. The coding region runs from base 187 to 531 and encodes 114 amino acids. NCBI's taxonomy places the organism in Eukaryota, Metazoa, Arthropoda, Insecta, Hymenoptera, Agaonidae. Gene Ontology annotation, cellular component: nucleus; chromatin. The transcript is spliced from 3 exons. Gene Ontology annotation, molecular function: DNA binding. Gene Ontology annotation, biological process: regulation of DNA-templated transcription. The record is from RefSeq and is a predicted model, not a curated record.